Molecule: messenger RNA, 780 nt
Organism: Drosophila willistoni
Lineage: Eukaryota; Metazoa; Arthropoda; Insecta; Diptera; Drosophilidae
Exons: 1
Coding region: 97-726 (209 amino acids)
Source: RefSeq, a predicted model, not a curated record
AACUUGGAAUGACUAGUUCUUAGGUUUGACUGUCAGUUUCGUACACAAAAUAUACAUAUUAUAUAUUUUAUAUUUACUCUUUAUGGUCUGGGAAACAUGCGUCCAAUUUUAUUUCUAUUCUACACCGUGGAAACGGUAAUCAAUAUGUUUCUAAUGGCCUUUCAUAUACGUGGGUUUAUGUCCGUGGAUCUUGGCUUUCUCCCAUUAUAUGCUCAAUUGACUCACUUGUUUUAUGCCGUCAUUUUUUAUAUAUUCACCGUAAUGACAAUGUUUUGCAGUAUCAAUAUAUGUACAGGACAUCAAUCUAAUCUGGUAGAGGAAAUACUACGUACAGCAAUUGGUUCUCUAAUGUAUGUAAUUAUAUCGAUGAUGACUCUAAAUGAUGCUGAAGAGGAUUUCCAUUUGAUGUAUGUGGGUAUGGGUGAUCCAAAUUUACCCGAGAAGCCAAUCCAUCCAUUCUUUGCGUAUCUAAAAACUCAGGCGAUCUGUGCUCUAGCAAAUGGAGUUGUCUAUCUGCUGCACUGCAUCAUUACCAUCGAUGUAUUGCUGUCGAAUGAAGAGGACACGGAUGGUGAAUACCAUUUAUAUGAUACAUCUGAUGAAUAUGACGAAGAUUCCGAUUAUGUGCCAGUUCGUCUAUAUGUUUUUGGUGAGGGUGUUCAUGACUAUUUGGAACGUUAUGAAUGGUUUCGCAAUUUCUGUCAUACUAAUCGCAUGUCCAUUUAGAUCAGACCAAUGUAUAUUUUAAUUAUUGUUUAAUUUUAUUAAACUUGUAAUAAA